AUGAGGAAUACAUUUGGACCUGGAGUCGCUAUGAAGACAAAUGAAUUUAUUUCUUUCAUCAUCUUCUGGGUCAUCUCGUGUCCAUUCCUUCUCCUUCGACCAGAACAAUAUCGGCUCUCCUCAAUCCUAUCUUCAGUCAUUGUCAUUAUUGCUGCAUUGGUAAUCUUCAUAUGGGCAGUCAUAAAACAGGGCAACGGUGGCCCCCUCAUUAGCAACCCCGAAACUGUGUAUGGGAUUGGGGAGCUGAAGGGGGCGGCGUUAGGUUGGGCCAUGACCCGUAUGAUCACCAGUGGGAUCGGCGGUUGGGCUGGAGGGGUCAAUUUUUCUCGUUAUGCGGCAAAACCUGGUGAUCAGCUAUAUGGGCAAAUCUUCAUCAUUCCUGUGUGUUUGUUGGGAACUAACGUGCUCGGGAUCGUGACCACAUCUUGUGCACGAGGAUUCUAUCCUGACGAACCUCUCCUCUGGAAACUGUAUGAUCUAUUGCAAGCAAUUCAGGAACAUGGCGGUUCGGGAGCUCGUGCAGCCGUGUUCUUCGCCGCCUUUGCUUUCUUUGUGUCCCAGCUAUCUGUCAACGUCACUGCGUGCGGUAUUGUCGGAGGCAUAGAUCUUGCUGUGCUCCUCCCUCGAUACAUCGAUAUUAAACGGGGCGCUUUUAUUGUCGCGAUUAUUGGGAUAUGCAUUAAUCCGUGGAAGAUUCUCAACAGCGCAAACUCGUUCAUCUCCGUGAUCUCGGGAUAUGCUGUCUUCCUUGGCCCACUUUCGGGAAUAAUGAUUGCGGAUUACCACCUGCUACGUCAACGGCGGUUAAAGCUGUCUCACCUCUUCAUCCCGAACUCAUCUAGUGACUACUGGUUUUGGCACGGCCUCAACUGGCGUGCACCGGUGGCGUGGCUGCUUGGCGUUUGGCCCAGUAUGCCCGGGUUCUGCGCGUCUAUCAACCCGGACUCGAUCCACGUUGGUAUCACAUGGGUACAUGUGUACUAUAUGUCCUGGCCGUUAGGAUUUAGCAUAAGCGCUGCGACGUGGCUAAUUCUGAAUAAGCUGUGGCCGCCACCGGGAAUUGGCGAUGUGGAUGAGAAAGAUGUAUUUGGUACGUUUGGACAUGCAGAGCCCUCUGUUUCGAGUUUGGACAAGUACAUAGAGAAGGAUGGGGUGGAGUGAGAGGGCAUGUAACUGAUUGAUCACAUUUGUUAGUUUCUUUUUCGAACUGUGUGCUAUGUAUGUCGUGCCUCGAUGUCGGGCGAGACUUGCCUCCAGAUAUGGUCCUGCAUCCUUGUUCGAUCAUCAGUUGUGGUGUUAUGUGUUCUAUCGCACCCUUUGGAUAUCUCCUGAUUCUCGCGAUAUCAGUCGUUCAGGUAUGAUGUGAGGGUCUAGGGGAUUGACUCUAUAGCUAAGUACUUCUGGGAAUAUCACCAGGGAUAAAGACCGGCUUCGUUUCUCUGCGACGAUCUGACACCAAAAUCAGCAGAGGUCUCACUGGCUGUCACUUAAACCCUGCCACCACCUCUUAGUCUAAUUGUCAUCUCUAUUGGUAGUA
Messenger RNA from Desarmillaria tabescens, 1537 nucleotides. RefSeq names its product permease for cytosine/purines, uracil, thiamine, allantoin-domain-containing protein. The record is from RefSeq and is a predicted model, not a curated record. Gene Ontology annotation, molecular function: nucleobase transmembrane transporter activity. Bases 1 to 1161 code for a protein of 386 amino acids. The transcript has 12 exons. NCBI's taxonomy places the organism in Eukaryota, Fungi, Basidiomycota, Agaricomycetes, Agaricales, Physalacriaceae. Gene Ontology annotation, cellular component: plasma membrane. Gene Ontology annotation, biological process: nucleobase transport; transmembrane transport.